Molecule: messenger RNA, 5037 nt
Organism: Plutella xylostella (diamondback moth)
Lineage: Eukaryota; Metazoa; Arthropoda; Insecta; Lepidoptera; Plutellidae
Product: low density lipoprotein receptor-related protein-like protein
Cellular component (GO): plasma membrane
Molecular function (GO): protein binding
Source: RefSeq, a predicted model, not a curated record
AGUCCAUUGAGGGAGCGAGCCGGCGCCGCGUCGCUCGACCCGAUGUCACCAAAUACAUGAAAAUCAUAUUUCGAAAAUCGCAAUGGAACUGCUAAAGACGUCGGUUUUACGGUCGUAUUCUGUGUACAGUUAACGUGGCAACUGACUGUGUGUGUGCGUUUUGGAAUGAGUGGUGGUGUAAAUUUGGGGUUGUAUUGUGUAGGAAAUAAGGUUUGCGGUUUGUAAUUGAGAGUGAUAAAUAGUGGUCGGUACUGCAGCGGCUCGUGGAUAACCUUGACACGUUUUCCCGCGCUCGCCUCCAGCGCGUGCACUCUCGCUUGACAUUCGCAAAGAAAGUGCUAUCCAACCAAUUAGAAACUACUUCCUAGUGUAACUUGUGUGUAGCUGCUUGUUCCCGUCAUACUUCUAGUUAAUCUUAUAACAGAACUAAUUAACGAAAUAGUAAUCAAUAAGACUGUAGCAAGUUCGUUCUUACGUAAAAUACCUAGGUAUAUAAUAAAAAAUACUAUGGUAAAGUUUCAAAGUUAAUAAAGCAAUAAUGAUACCUGAUUGGCUGACAUUUGGAUGAGAAGAGCGUGUGCUUCAAGAUGAGAUUUCUGCUGGGUUUCGGCAACUUGGCAAUAGCAGUCGCGAUUCUCUCGAUAAUAACACUGACUGAUUGCGACCGGGUCACUGACGCGCCAGAAAAUUUAGAUGAAGUUCCCCGAAAAGUACCAGGAUACCAGAGAGAUGGUGAAAGUAACGAGAUCCCUCAGCCGGAGAUCUUGGCAGUACUCCACGCUAACGGGACCAGGUGCAGGAUAUCUGAGUACCAGUGCGGGAACAAGAGGUGCAUCCCCAUGAACCGAGUCUGUGACGGCAGCAACGACUGUGGAGACUCUUCCGAUGAACCGAGGCAUUGUACACGUUGCAACAAGACGUACUACGGCGACAUCGGACGCACGUACGAGCUGGAACUGCACCGGCCGCGGGAGGACCUGGUGCCCUACGUGUGUCUGCUCACCAUCACCGCCGCCGGCGGCGUGCAUGGCGACUUGGUGCAGGUCCUCUUCGACAGUUUCACCCUGGGCCGGUUCACCUCCUUCACCGAGGACGGCUGUCCCGACGGCUACAUGCAGAUCCAGGAAGCCAGCAGACCACAGGUCGGGGGCUCCUGGUGCGGCACUUCAUGGGGUCCCUCCAUCUACUACAGCGAGACCAAGUCUAUAACCCUCAUCAUACGGCUGCUACACCUGUCCAAGGAGCAAAACAACUAUAACUUCGACUUCCGCAUGGCGUAUAAAGUGUUGCGGCGCGAGUAUGCUACUGUCAGAUUUGGUGGGAACCCUCCUAUAGAGCGGCCCUUUUUCAAGCUACGGCCCAUGGCUUAUCCCGCGAAUGUAUCUCGCGAACCCGCAAGCAACAUGACGAGGCCGGCGCAAACACACGAAUACUACCUCGGGGAUUUGAUCUCAGGGACGUACUGCUCGCGGAUUUUCAGCGACUGCGAUCGUAAAAACUGUCGGCUCCAGUCGCCAAAUUUCCCCGGCGUAUACCCGAGGAACUUGACGUGCUACUACGCGGUGCGGCAGCACGAGGUGCCGGCCGGGAAGCACGCGCUGAUAGUCGUGAAGCAGCCGAACGGGCAGCUGGUGUCUAUUCGGAGUCAGAAAGCGUUAUACGCGACUCCGGAGCAGGAUCGCGGGAACAACGGGCGAGAGCUGAAAGUGUGGCAGGAUUGUGACGAGGUCCAAGACUACGUGACGGUAUACGAUGGGUAUACCACUCGAGACCCGGUGAUCCUGCGGUUCUGCGGGGGCGGGGUGGCUGUGCCCGAGGCCAUCUCCAGCGGGCCCGAGCUGCUGGUGGAGUUCACCACGUCGCCCUUCGGCACGUUCCUGCAGCCCGCCACCGCACAGGCGCUGCACGGCUUCCAGCUAGAGGUUGAGGUACGGUUCGUCGAUCAGCAAUCUCCGACGUACGCGAAGAAUAAGCGCGCAUGUGAAUUCUGGAUCCGCGGCACGGGGAAAGGCGUUUUGGAGAACCCGCAACAUUCGUUACCUCCGAACACGACGUGCCUGUACCACAUGCAGGGGAUCGACACCUCGGGCCCCACCGGCCGCAACAUCAUUUACCGCCGCCCCUCCUUCUCCGCACCGCGCUUCCGAGUUUGGUUUUCCGUUCUCAAAUUCUACGUAACAAAUCCGCUCAAUCCGAAUUUGCCGGAGGACGAAUACUGCGGGAGCCAUUUGAAUAUUUGGGACGGCCCCAUGAGGAUAUCGCCGGGUUGUAGUGACAUAUUCUGUGAUAAAGAGCGUUCCGUGCUGAUGUCCCGAGCGACGUCGCCUCAGUCGGUGAUCGUGGGGCGGCCGCCGGCCAACGCGACGCUGGUGGCGCGGUUCUGUCGCGAGCGCGCGCCGCGCACGUGUGAACAUGCCCUCAUGAGGAGGUCGCGGGCCUGCGCUCGCACUGAGAGCUUCCUCUCGAAGGGGGACUCUUUGACCCUCGAACUGAAACUGACUCAAGGAACUGCCCUCAAGCCAGUAUUCUUCAAAGCUCUGUACGAGUUCGUAGACCUGCAUCAAGACGGCGAGCCGUGGGGGCGCGGGCCCUGCUCCCGCAGGUUCGCUUCCCGAUCGUUCCCGGAGGCGCCGCCGGACCCGCCUGUCACUUUCUCUUCGCCCAGAGAUGUUUUCCUUUACGGGAGAGGAGGCUCUAGGAAUAUCAGCUGCACAUACCGCUUCGAGGCGAACCCCGGCGAGGUGAUCCGGGUCCGCGUGUGGGGCGUCCGGUCCGGCGGCCGGCUGUGCCGCUCCGUGCACUCGUCGCACUCGCCGUGGUUCCGCUGCGCCGGCGACCCCACUGCUGCCGUGAGGAUCUUCGACAAACCCUGGAAGAACAGCGGCCCGGGGAUCCCUAGGGACUGCUUGUGCAGUGAAAUCGAAGAAUACGAGUUCACAUCGACAGCAUCAGUGGCCGAGCUGAAGUUCGACGUCGUGAACAUGUCAGCGACUGACGACUUCCGUUCCUUCGGCUUCGAGGCUUCGGUGGAGUUCGUUCGCCUCGACACCAUCUGUGAAAACACUCGGGUUCACAAGGUGCACGGUGCUAGCGGUGAACUCAGAUUCGUCUCACGAUCGCCGAUGUCGGAAACGGAGCGCUGUGAGCAUGGCCCCUGGCUCAUAGACCCGUCGCUCGGCCGCUACCUGUACCUUCAAAUCCGCGGCAACAUCAUCGAGGAACCUUUCCUCAACAACUUCACUCUGCUCAACAACAUCACCGUGGCUCCAGACAUGCGCCACAUGUGUCGCACACAGAACAGAAUCGCCGUGUACGCUGGGGGAUUAGCACCGAUUUUCAUUUGUCCCGAUCCUUUUGAACAUUUGGACCAAGACGUAGUAUCAGUGUUCUCCGAUGGCUGGUCAAAGGAGGUGGAUGAGCUGGCUCGCCACGUGCUGGCGCCCGCCCCCUCCGCCGACCGCUUCGACCUGGACUGGCCCAGGGCUCUAGCUGUGGAGCUGUUCGCUAUAGAGCCUGGCAGUUACUUCGUGUCGUGGCUCGAACUUUCUAGAAGGCACGCGAGCCAGCACGGCGGGGUAUACGCCCUGUCAGGUGAAUGCGAGUACCGAUGCGAGUCUCUUGACGCGUGCAUCGAGGCGGCCCUGUGGUGCGACGGCGUGGAGCAAUGCCCUCACGGGGAGGACGAGAGGCUGUCGCAGUGUUCAGCGCUGCUGAGGAUGCCGGCUCAGUACGCGGCGGCCAUAUUGGCGUUGACUGUGCUGUUUGCGCUGGCUUUGAUAGCGGCAGCGCGGUCCUGCCGCCGGCGCAGGUCGGCCCUGCAGCAGCGGCUCAAGAGUCUCUCCUCCGACACCGCCAUCUUUGAUGAGAAAGAAGUGAUUUGCUGACCAAGCGAGGACUCUGUGCGAUACGUGGAAGUAGACCGGGUCACCACUGUCUGACUCCUGACUUCCUGCGCAGAGUCCCAUGCUCUCAAACUGUUACACUGUUCCUUCUCAGCCCUCUAUACGAAGCUCGUACUAGUCGUACUGUUAGUAAAUCAAUGAUCAUUGACCACAAUGACCAGUUGGCUCAAGAGUUGGCAAAGACUGAAACUAAAAACACGCAAUAGGCAAUUUUGCUAUUGAAUACGAAGUGACGAUGUUGAUUAAUUGUUCUACACACUUGUUAAUAUGUUGUGAUCUAGGUAGAUGAUAUUAUUACUGUACUGAAGUGGAUGCGCGUCUAGAAUACGUUUUGGACCAAGUGCAGCCGAUCGGUUUUCGAUAUUUUUGUUCUUAUAUUCAUUCGGCUGAUGAUCGUAUUUUGAUAUUUUAAUUAGUUAUUUAUACUUAAAUGCAUAAUUAAACGCACAAUGUUAUACAAGACACUUUAAGCCGAUCGGCUUGUGACGCGAUUGGAGUGAUGUAAUGACUAGUUAAUCUAGAGAAUUUGUAAAUAAUGGAAGUAGUUACUUAUAGUCAUCCUAUUUGAGGUUCGGAUAUAAGUAUAUUCGGUAGACGUACUUGAUAUAUCGUUGAGGCAAUAAUAAUAAAUUCUUUAAUUUGAGAAUCAAUACCUUAUGUAGGUACAUACGUAAUCAUUUAGGUUAUUUCAGAUCUGUGUUCAUAAUGUGUUUCAAAACGCAAAAUUCGUAUACGUGAUAUUAAACUGCCAUUUUUGUAAAGUUAGAAUACGAACCCACGUUUGAUGGUUGGAUACUUAGUUCAGUUUUCAAUGCGUCUUUUUUAUAUAAUUAAUUUCUAAACGAGUGGUAUCGAACCUUGUAUUUAUAUUCUUCGUGUUAGUUUUCGUAUUGUUAUAUUUGUAGAGAAUGUCCUACAAUAUGUACUAUCCCGUUACAAGUGAUGUAAAUAAAACUAUUCAUAUCUUAGCCAGUAUUGAGGUGAUAUCCGAUUAUUUCCCAAGGAAAUUAAUAAAGUUUAUGAUAGUGCAAGUUAACUAUUAGCAAUCUUAGAAUGUAACUACCUUUGAUCGUUUUGAAAAUAUGUAUGAAUAAUAUUACAGUGAAGAUGGAGAAUUUUUGUGUGUGUUGUCAGU